Messenger RNA from Darwinula stevensoni, 1152 nucleotides. Lineage: Eukaryota; Metazoa; Arthropoda; Ostracoda; Podocopida; Darwinulidae. The record is from the annotation of a GenBank genome assembly.
AUGAGGAAAGCAGAGGCGAGGUCUUUCCUCUACGUCCUAGUGGGGAGCACGACGGUGUUCAUCAUGAUGCUCACCUACAAGGCAGGGCUGAUGGUGGAGCGGAAGAGCCCGGGAGGGGGGAUGUAUCUGCCUUGGAAUCGGAGGCUGGCUCAGAAGAGCCCUUCCCUUCCCCUCAAUCCAUGCAGUAACCCGCUCGGAUCUCAAGCUUCCUUGCCCGUGAUCUACGUCGUCACCCCGACGUAUCCCCGGCCCACGCAAAUCCCCGAAUUGGUUCGUUUCGCCCAGACCCUCAUGACCGUCCCGAACGUGUUCUGGAUCGUGGCAGAGGAUGCCCCGAUUUUGAACAUCCGGGUCGCCACGUACCUCAACAGUACCGGGCUCCCUCACACUUACAUCGCAGCCCCGAUGCCGGAGAAACAUCGGAAAAAGAAAGUGAUCCCAAAAGGAGUCUCCAACCGGCGAGCAGGGAUAGAUUGGAUUCGCAGGCACGUCGAAGAUGGAGUCAUGUACUUUGCGGACGAUGACAACUCCUACGAUCGGCGUAUAUUCGAAGAGAUGCGUUGGACGAAGAAAGUGUCGAUGUGGCCGGUGGGCCUGGUGACCCACCUGGGCGUGUCCUCGCCCGUCGUCAUCGACGGCAGAGUCAUCGGUUUCUACGACGGGUGGUUCGGAGCGCGCAAGUUCCCCGUCGAUAUGGCCGGAUUCGCAGUCGGCAUUCCAUUCCUACUCACGGUUGCCAGGCUGCGGCGACCCGAGGUGACUCGCACCGGCAAGUUCGCACAUCAUCGAUCCGGGGUCAGGAGCUCUGACCGAGAUUAUCGGCUUUUGAUGCACAAGGCGGAGAUGCCCUACAGGGCGGGCUACGAGGAAGACGGCUUCCUUCAGAGCCUCAAGAUCUCGAAAGCCGACAUCGAACCCAAAGCCUCUGGCUGCACUAAGAUUUACGUGUGGCACACGAAAACCCAAGCCGCGAGACCGGCGCCGACGAUCGCCCGGAACAGAACUCACUUCUCGGACUCGAAUCUUCCCUCCUUGGAGAAGGAACUUUUCCUCAGGACUUGAUCUCCCCACGUCGGGGGAAGCCCUCGACGCGAACCAAAGAGAUUCCGCCUACGGCCCUGCCAUGCUUUUGUUCUCUAUAUUACCAUGCCC